This is a messenger RNA of Panicum virgatum (switchgrass), 884 nucleotides long. RefSeq names its product non-specific lipid transfer protein GPI-anchored 14-like. Bases 109 to 690 code for a protein of 193 amino acids. NCBI's taxonomy places the organism in Eukaryota, Viridiplantae, Streptophyta, Magnoliopsida, Poales, Poaceae. The transcript has 3 exons. The record is from RefSeq and is a predicted model, not a curated record. Gene Ontology annotation, biological process: lipid transport. Gene Ontology annotation, molecular function: lipid binding.
UCCCCUCGGCCCAAAAUUCCACUACAUCAUCACUCACUAGCUCUCGUCGCCGCCUUCACACUGAGAGAGAGCAUCAUCGAUCAGCUUGGGCAAGCUCCUUCGUCCGCCAUGGAUCCGAGGGCCUUGGUCCUGGUGGUCGUGGCGGCGGCGGCGGACGGGGUCGGCGGGGACUUCGCGGCGGACCGGGCAGAGUGCUCGGACAAGCUGGUGGGGCUGGCGACGUGCCUGACGUAUGUGCAGGACGAGGCGGCGGCGCCGACUCCGGACUGCUGCGCGGGGCUCAAGACGGUGCUGCAGACCAGCCGCAAGUGCCUGUGCGUGCUCGUCAAGGACAAGGACGACCCCAACCUGGGGCUCAAGCUCAACGUCACCAAGGCGCUGGGGCUCCCCGCCCUCUGCAAGGCCUCCGCCAACAUCUCCGACUGCCCCAGGCUGCUGAACCUGGCGCCCAACUCCAAGGAAGGGCAGGUGUUCGAGCAGUACGCGAAGCAGGCGGCGGCGCAGGGCACCGCCCCCAGCGGUGGCGGAAGCAGCGCGCCGGCCUCGGGCGCGCAGAAGAGCGGCGGCACCGGGCCCGCGGGGCGGUGGUUGGGAGUGGGGAGGGUCGGUGGCGGCGGCGGCGGCGCACGCGCGGUGGUGCUCGCCGCGGCCGCCCCACUCGCCGUGCCUCUCCUCAUCCUGCUGGGAUAGACGAGAUGGUGAAUGAACGGCCGGCGGCGGAUCAUCGGAGGUGUGGUUGCGUACGUCUUGCGUGGUGUGCUGUGUUCUUGCGUGGCGUACGUUGGCAGUUAAUUAUCGUUUGUUUAAACUUGAACCGUUGGCAGUUACUAUCUCACUUUAUUAUCAGCUAUAAUGUGGACAAAAUUAAAGGUCGUUGAUUUCCA